AUGGAUCCAAAUGUCGCAUUAUCGCAUGCCUCGACGCUCAUCGCGAGAGCCGACAGUUCGGGCCGACCACCGAUUUACAAAGCCGUCGGAAUCUCGCUGGCUGUCGCAUCGGGCGUCUUUAUCGGUAUUUCCUUCGUGAUCAAGAAGAUCGGUUUGCUGAAGGCGAAUGUAAAAUACAACGAGGAGGCCGGUGAAGGAUAUGGGUAUCUGAAGAACUUUUGGUGGUGGCUGGGCAUGACGCUCAUGAUUGUUGGAGAGAUCUGCAAUUUUGUCGCGUAUGCCUUCGUCGAUGCCAUUUUGGUUACACCGCUCGGUGCGCUGUCCGUUGUGAUUACAACUAUUCUAUCGGCUAUCUUUCUGAAGGAACGACUCAGUUUCGUUGGAAAGGUAGGAUGUUUCUGUUGUAUCAUUGGUUCGGUUACGAUUGCUAUGAAUGCGCCUGAGCAGUCGUCUGUCGAGGACAUUCAGGGCAUGCAGCAUUUCGUUAUACAACCUGGUUUCCUGGUUUAUGCUGGACUGAUUAUCGUGGGUGCCGUGUUCACAGCACUUUGGGCUGGCCCGCGAUGGGGAAAGACUAGCAUGUUUGUCUAUAUCAGUAUUUGCAGCAUGGUUGGUGGAUUGAGUGUGGUUGCUACUCAGGGCUUGGGAUCUGCGAUUCUUGCGCAGAUCAAUGGCGAGGAGCAGUUCAAGCAUUGGUUCCUUUAUGUCUUGUUUGUGUUCGUUAUCGGAACACUUUUGACAGAGAUUAUUUAUCUCAAUAAAGCGCUCAACCUUUUCAAUGCUGCCCUUGUCACCCCGACCUACUAUGUGAUGUUCACCACUGCAACUAUUAUUACCUCUGCCAUCUUGUUCCAAGGUUUCAAGGGGACAGCAGUUCAGAUUACCACCGUGAUUAUUGGAUUCCUCCAAAUUUGUGCGGGUGUGGUUCUUCUGCAGUUGUCCAAGUCCGCCAAGGAUGUACCAGAUGCUGCGGUCUUCAAGGGCGACUUGGACCAAAUACGUGAAGUUGCUACAGUUGAAGAACCGGAGUCUGAGCCAAAGGCAGACUCCAUUCGCGGAGCAGCCUCUAUCAUCCGUCGAAUCUCAACUGCUCGUCGCACUAUGGAAACAGAUGAAGCUCGUCGCUUCUUCCACGACAGACAUGAAGAUACCCUGAAACCACCUAGCGAGCAUGAAAUCAUUGAAUGGGAUGGCCUCCGUCGACGCAAGACCGUGAUUGGCGAAGGCCCGACCAUGUCACGUCCGAUCACUCCUCGAACUCCAUCUGUCCGAGGCAACCACCCCCCAUGGGGUAUGUCGCACUUCCCCGAGGAGGAGAAGGAAGAAGAAAUUCGACCGUCCACAAAACAGAGCGGCCAUUCAUUCAUGGAUAGCAUUCGAUCCAGAGCUGCGAGCGUACUUCAUCCUUCCUGGAGGCCCGUACAGUCCGACGACCACAAAGCCCUUGACUCGAAUGCAGAGCCGGUCGGCUUGACAGCGUUGCCACAGCGAGGCGCCGUUGACACCGAAUAUCACGGCGCUGGCAGCUUUGAACACAAGUUUAAUGGGAAUCGUGGACGAAGCGACACUCGGCGAUCCGUCUCCUGGGUCGACGAGAAGAAUGAGACCCUGUUGCCUGAGCCACUAGGAAAUACCAUGCGCCGCCAAUUCUCCUGGAACAACAUGGUAAACCGCAUGAAGUCCGGCAGUGAAUCAUCCGUCAAGCACCCACCAGGAUCGCCGCGUGGAAUCCUGCGCCGCACACACCACGCCGACCUCCGAAAUUCCGCGACCGAAGAAGAAUCCCUUGGUCUUGUCCACGGCGAUUCUCGCGUCUCCCAGCCGGAAGAAGAACCUCUUCACGAGAAAAUGGAACGCUGGUCAAGCGGCGAGUCCGAUCUCGACAGACCUGAGCCGAGAUACGCCCGUGGCCAUGGAGAAUCUGUCUCAAGUGUAAAGACUGCUGCAUUCCCCGCCUACGUGGAUAAUCAACACGCUGUUGAGUCGAAUCCUUACUACGUCAAUCAAACACAUGAUCACGAUUGGCAAGCUGGUAAUGCGAGAAGCCGUACGCGUUCCAACUCAUCUGCCCAUAAUCGGGCCCCUCCACCCGCUCAGUCGUCUUUCUCUACACACCGUGUUCCCAACCCCCUCGCACCCGUCUACGAUAUCACACCCACCACUACGCUGGACCUUGCGCCCACAAUCACUAAUUCGGGUAUGAGGAAUGUUUCUGAAGAUUCAGGGACAGGUGUUACCUCAUUCUCUGAUGAAACAGAGACUCAAGAGCUACCCCCACCGACGAGAAGACAAAGUGGCUGGCGCAGACACAUGUCAAACGAUAGCCGUGAUGAAUAUCACGAAAGGGGUUCAUUUCGUUGA
This is a messenger RNA of Penicillium brevicompactum, 2361 nucleotides long. Its product is annotated as DUF803 domain membrane protein. The transcript has 2 exons. The record is from RefSeq and is a predicted model, not a curated record. Gene Ontology annotation, biological process: magnesium ion transport. Gene Ontology annotation, cellular component: membrane. Lineage: Eukaryota; Fungi; Ascomycota; Eurotiomycetes; Eurotiales; Aspergillaceae. The coding region runs from base 1 to 2361 and encodes 786 amino acids. Gene Ontology annotation, molecular function: magnesium ion transmembrane transporter activity.